Hypoxylon trugodes is the source of this 2031-nucleotide messenger RNA. RefSeq lists its product as uncharacterized. Lineage: Eukaryota; Fungi; Ascomycota; Sordariomycetes; Xylariales; Hypoxylaceae. The coding region runs from base 1 to 2031 and encodes 676 amino acids. The record is from RefSeq and is a predicted model, not a curated record. The transcript has 3 exons.
AUGCCAAUUGCAAUUGACGAACACACCAGCAAUGUCGACGCAUCAAUACCGUUGUGUCACAUUGUGACCCCGGUUGGCAUGCUUGGCUAUGGUCUUAAGGAGGAUGAGACCAUAGCCGCAUUGAAGCCUUUCGUCGCGAGUGGCGUUCCGACCGCCAUUAUCUUGGAUUCUGGAUCGACAGAUAGUGGGCCGGACAGACUUGCCCAAGGCAUAAUGGGAUGCCCACGGACCGCAUACGUUCGAGAUCUUAGGAAAUUAUUGAAGCUCGUCCACGAAUAUCAUGUCCCGUUAAUUUUCAGCUCAGCGGGCGGUGACGGUACUGAUGAGCACGUUCGAGAAAUUGUAGGCGUCGUUGAGCAAAUCGCAGCCGAAGAAGGAAAUGACGGAUACUCAUUCAAAACUGUCGCUAUAUUCGCCGGAAUUAAGAAGGAACUUAUUCGAGAACGUCUAAGAGCUGGAGCAAUUAGCGGGUGCGGAGCAUGCGUUCCGCCGCUGACGGAAGAGGAUAUCGAUGCAUCGCCCCGAGUCGUUGCACAGAUGGGUCCAGAGCCAUUUAUCGAUGCGAUGCACGCGAAUCCUGAUUUCGACGUUAUCGUAGGUGGUCGCGCAUAUGAUCCUGCUCCAUAUGUCGCUUACUGCGCGUACCUAUCCGGAUUGGACCUAAACGACUAUAAUUCGCCGAUAGUUCAGCGUCAAUUCGGCGGAUUCACGCAUAUGGGCAAGAUUUUAGAAUGUGGAGGGACUUGCGCUGAACCAAAAUCUCACGGCGCCAUCUCUACCGUCUUCAAGGAUGGCAGUUUUACGAUCUCUCCCUUAACACCAACAGCACAUUGCACACCUGUAACAGUCGCUGCGCAUACCAUGUACGAGAAAUCGCGACCGGAUAUAUUGCACGGACCGGGAGGAUAUUUAGACUUAAAUUCCGCAACAUAUGAACAACUCGAGGACCAAAGGACGAUCAAAGUGCGCGAUGGUGUAUUCAAUUUCUUAAAAGGACGAGGCCUUCCAUACCAAGUGAAGCUGGAAGCGGGUUGCGUUGUCGGUUACCGUUCAAUGUUUAUGGGUAGCGUUCGAGACCCAAUUUUAAUUAAACAAUUCGACGCAUUAACUGAUCUCAUCAAGAAAUAUGUCGCUGACCAACAUAGCGACGUUACCGAGAAAUGGGAGCUUGACUUUCAUCUCUACGGAAAACCAGAAGACAAUCCACAGUCGUCGGAGAUAUUUAUCAUCGGCGAGGCGCUAGGAGCUACACAGGAAUUGGCAACCAGCGUCGCAGCGACAGCUAGAAUUGGUGUCAUUCAUGGAAGUUAUCCGGGGCAGAAGGCCACUUCAGGGAACUUCGCAUUCGGUAUUGGUGGAAAGACUGUCAUCGAGUUAGGGCCGUGCACGCAAUUUUCCAUGUAUCAUCUUAUGGACCUGAACGAAGGCGAGGAGGGCCUAUCUUUAGAUAACGAAGCAGAAGAGCCUGUCAAGAACGGUGUAAACGGGAAUGGAACUCACAAGCAAAGAACCCGACUUUUUACCCAAUCCGUUUCAUUGAUUGGAAAGGGAGAUAGGUCUUUGCAGAAGUCCCCUGCGCUCCUCACCAAUGGACAUGCCGACACCGUUAAGUUAAUUACGGAGAAGAGCUCUGCCACCACCCAAGCGAGUAGUACGUCGACCUCUAAUGGACACGCCAAAGCUAGUACCCUGGGGGAUUUGGCUAAAGUUGUCAGGUCGAAGAAUGCCGGGCCAUUUGAAAUCACCUUCGACCUCAUAUUCGAAUCCAGGGACACCUACCUAAAAGUGAAGGAUUCCGGUCUAUUAUCCCCCAAGACAAUAGCAGAAGCUUAUAAGUUAGCUGAGAGCGAUAUUGUCUGGUGCGGAUUUUUCGACCCGGCGCAAGCAUUCAAAGCCACUAUUCCGCGAGUGAGGCGGGGCAAGCGUGCUGCCGGUGGAGGUUUCAUGGAGAAUGAUGUCCACGGAUCCCAACAGCAUCUUGAACUUGUGAACUUGAAACUACCAGAGGAGCUGUUGGCAAGUCUAGCCUAG